This is a messenger RNA of Drosophila gunungcola (fruit fly), 1501 nucleotides long. It is a transcript of the gene Prp38, whose product is annotated as pre-mRNA-splicing factor 38. NCBI's taxonomy places the organism in Eukaryota, Metazoa, Arthropoda, Insecta, Diptera, Drosophilidae. Gene Ontology annotation, cellular component: precatalytic spliceosome. The transcript has a single exon. The record is from RefSeq and is a predicted model, not a curated record. Bases 152 to 1141 code for a protein of 329 amino acids.
GCACUCUGGUCACACCGGCUGGGCAACGCCGAAAAAUAAAUAAAUAUAUAAUCUGCAAUUGCGUGUUUUACCGGCCUGGCAUAAACCAAGCACCAUCGAAUUGCGGGACCAACUAAUCAUACCGUGACAAGGCAACCGGAAUCAACCGAGAAUGGCCAAUCGCACGGUGAAGGAGGCUAAAAACGUGCACGGCACCAACCCGCAGUACCUCAUCGAGAAGAUUAUUCGCUCCCGGAUAUAUGACUCAAAGUACUGGAAGGAGCAGUGCUUCGCCCUCACCGCCGAGCUGCUCGUGGACAAGGCCAUGGAGUUGCGUUUCGUCGGCGGCGUCUACGGCGGCAACAUCAAGCCCACUCAGUUUCUCUGUCUCACGCUCAAGAUGCUGCAGAUUCAGCCGGAGAAGGACAUCGUGGUGGAAUUCAUCAAGAACGAGGAGUUCAAGUAUGUGCGGGCCCUGGGCGCCUUCUAUCUUCGGCUCACGGGAGCGGCCCUGGACUGCUACAAGUACCUGGAACCGCUGUACAUCGACAACCGCAAGUUGCGCCGCCAAAAUCGCGCCGGCCAAUUCGAGAUCGUCUACAUGGACGAGUACAUAGACGAACUGCUGCGCAACGACCGUGUCUGCGACAUCAUACUGCCCCGCAUCCAGAAGCGUUCCAUUCUGGAGGAGAACAACGAGAUCGAGCCCAAGGUGUCCGUGCUGGACGAGGAUCUGGACGAUGAGCUACCCAGCGACGAGGAAAAGGCGGACGAGGCCAACCGCACCAAGGAUAACUCAACAUCGGUGCGACGGCCGCGAAGAGCUCGCUCCAAGUCCAGGUCACGCAGUCGGGAGCGCGACCGGAGAUCUGGCCAGGGCAACAACGCCCGCUCCCGCGACUACUAUGACGAACUGGAGGACUACGAUCGCCAGCGAAACCGGGUGCGCAAUCGGGACACCCAGAACGAGGACUACGACCGCCGGCAGACCGGCAGUGGUCGCCAGGAUCGGGACAGAGAGCGCCAGGAUCGGGACAAGAUAAGGGAGCGUGACAGGAACGGCGACAGGGAUCGCCGGGAAAGGGAGCGGGAACGCGACCGCGGUCGUCAUGAUCAGCGGGAACGAGACUCGCGAGGAGAACGUGACCGACGCCGCUAUUAAAACUAAGUUUAAAUUGAAAUAAUUGACCAGUAAAAAAUGGGACAAAAAUAAACGGUAUUUUUCUAGAGCAAGUUGGCAGCACCAAAAAUUUAAAAUCGAUAGUCGAAAUCAAAACAAUAACAAAGAAGAAGCAGAUGCAAUCAGCUGUUGCUUUAGAAAGUUUAUAAAAAAAGACGACACUCAUAAAAAAGGGAAAAAUACAGGCAACUGCGUUGGUGAAACUAAUAUACAUUACUAGUGAAUUUAACAACGAUAAAUCCACGUUAAUCAGUGACAGAGCAGCGAAGCUUUAGUGCCUGAAAAACCUCAGUGGCGUUUGGAAGUCGUAAUAAGAAAAACUGCGCUGCAUUCCGAUUCUGG